Molecule: messenger RNA, 1053 nt
Organism: Ictidomys tridecemlineatus (thirteen-lined ground squirrel)
Lineage: Eukaryota; Metazoa; Chordata; Mammalia; Rodentia; Sciuridae
Gene: Spata9
Product: spermatogenesis associated 9
Source: RefSeq, a predicted model, not a curated record
UGGAUUCCAAUAAGGACCUGUGGAUUCUGUCCUCCCCUGCUUUCCUGAGUGGAAGGCUAUCCCCUGCCCAGGCCUGCAAGCUUGCUAGGCACUAGAAACCCCAGCAAGAACUCUUCAUGCCAGUCAAACCCAUUGGGUGGAUAUGUGGACAUGUGUUGAAGAACUGUUCUGGAAAAAUGGAGGGGAUCCAGAAAGUAAUUAUGGACCUUAUAGAUGAGUUUAAAGAUGAACUUCCUACCAUCCUAAGAUUAUCAGAAUCUAAUCAGAAAAGAGAACCUGUGCAGAAAAAAUCCAGAAUGGCUAUCACUUUAGCCAAGAUCAAUCGGAGAGCAUUAAUUCAAGGAUUAAACAACAUAUCCAGAUCUUCCCAGUCAGUGGCCAAACUUCUGCAUCCUAAGCUUACAUGUAGAAUUUUGGAGUUAAGGGACAUAUCUUGUCGUCUGCUGAGAGAAGUUAAUGCACCAAGUCAACCAGUAUAUAACAUUCAGGUCAGAAAGGGUUCUUUGUGUGAUAUCGUUUCCUUUCCAGCAAAGACUGCUUUAACUAGCAUAAUAUAUGCUUCAUAUGCAGCACUAAUUUAUUUGGCAGUCUGCAUUAAUGCUGUGCUGGAGAAGGUAAAGCACAUUUUCCAAGAAGAAGAAUCCAUAAGGCAAAACAGAGAGAGUGAAAAUUUUAGAAAAGCCUUUUCAGAGCCUGUGAUUUUGGAGCCUGCAUUUCCUGAAGGUGAAAUCAAAGCAAAACCUUACAGGUCAUUGUCGGAGAAGCCAGACAACAUUUCAGAUCUCCCCAAGCUUCCUGCUAAUAAGCAGAGUAAUAAGAUCCAGGUUUUACAUUCGGUGUUUGACCAAUCAGCUGAAAUAAAUGAAUGAAGAAAUCUAAACACAAACAUCACUGCAGAGACCUUGAAUUAUCUAUGAAAUGGCACAUUUCAUCUGAUUAAAAAAAAAAGAAAAAAAAAAAGCUCCAGGGUGAGGAUGGGGGAUACUACUAUGCAACUGUCAUUCUCUAGUAUUUAUAUGGUAGAGAAAAUAAAAUGAAUCGAUGUAUAAUAAA